GGAAAGAAAUCUGAAGGAAAUGCUGCAAUUACAAAUACAAUGGAUAAGUCAGAGAAAUCAUCGAAUAGUACCAGCGAAUACAGUUACCAGAAAGCCAAAAAAAAGGGAGGAGUUGUCUAUAGCGCUGAAACCGAAGAAAAAGACAGCCAUGCCCCCCCUUUAAGCCUGUUUGAUGCAGUUAAAGAAAACAAAGCAGCUGAAAGUGCGAAUAUGACUGGCAAAGCCAUAGAGGAGCCCAUCAAAAUGGUGCUGACUCCGUACGAGAAGCCUGCGAUAUGCUCUGCAGAGCCGAGCAUUUCUGGGAAGAAUAAAGAUACAGGAAAGUAUACUACUAAAGAGGCAAAACACACUGCCUCUUUAGAGGACGAUGCAUCAGAUGGAGCCCAAGGACAAAACACAGAAACCUUUAAGUCAGACGACAGCCAAGCAGACGAUACAGAAAAAGACAAAACCAGUCGGAAGAAAGAAGAUUCUAACGUGAAAGAACAUAUCUUGGAGAGUAGAGGAAAUUUCAGCGCAAAGAAAAAUAAUCCCACUCCAGAGAAGGACGAUUCCAAUAACUCAGAGAAGAACAAUUCCGCCCCAGAGAAAGAUAACUCUAACGUGGAGAAGAAAGACAACUCUAACGUGAAAGGAACUAGCUUAGAGAAGAAAGACAACUCUAACGUGAAAGAAAACAACUCGGAGAAGAAAGACAAUUCUAAUGUAGAGAAUAGCAAUUCUAACGUGGAAAAGAAAGAUAACUCUAACGUGGAGAAGAAAGAUAACUCUAACGUGAAAGAAAACAACUCAGAGAAGAACAAUUCCGCCCCAGAGAAAGAUAAUUCUAACGUGAAAAAGAAAGGCAACUCUAACGUGAAAGAAAACAACUCGGAGAAGAAAGACGAUUCUAACGUGAAAAAGAAAGACGAUUCCACCCCAGAGAAAGACGAUUCUAACGUGGAAAAGAAAGAGGAUUCUAAUGUAGAGAAUAGAAAUUCUAACGUGGAAAAGAAAGAUAACUCUAACGUGGAGAAGAAAGAUGACUCUAACGUGGAGAAAGACAACUCUAAUGUGAAAGAACCUAUCUUGGAGAAUAGAGGAAAUUUCAGUGUAGAGAAAGAUAAUUCCACUCCAGAGAAGGACGAUAACUCUAACGUGGAAAAGAAAGACAACUCGGAGAAGAAAGACGAUUCUAACGUAGAGAAUAGCAAUUCUAAUGUGGAAGAAGUUGGCACCAACGUGAAAGGAACUGGCUUAGAGAAGAAAGACAAUUCCACCCCAGAGAAAGACGAUUCUAACGUAGAGAAUAGCAAUUCUAAUGUGGAAGAAGCCGACAGCAACGUGGAAGGAACUGGCUUAGAGAAGAAAGAUGAUUCCACCCCAGAGAAAGACGAUUCUAACGUGGAAGAAAACAACGCGGAGAAGAAAGACGAUUCUAACGUGGAAAAGAAAGACGACUCUAACGUGGAAGGAACUAGCUUAGAGAAGAAAGACAACUCUAACGUGAAAGAAAACAACUCGGAGAAUAGAGGAAAUUUCAGUGAAGAGAAAGAUAAUUCCACCCUGGAAGUUAGCACCAACGUGAAAGGAACUGGCUUGGAGGAGAAAGAUAACCCGAACGUAGAAGAAACUAACUUUGAGAAUGGCAACUCUAACUUGGAAGGAGCCAACUCAGAAAAAGAAGAUUCUAACAUGGAAGAAGCCAACUUUGAGAAAGAUAACCCGAACGUAGAAGAAACUAACUUUGAGAAAGAUAUCUCUAACGUAGAAGAAGCCAACUUUGAGAAAGAUAACCCGAACAUAGAAGAAGCCAACUUUGAGAAUGGUAACCCGAACGUAGAAGAAGCUAACUUGGAGAAAGAAGAUUCUAACAUGGAAGAAACUAACUUUGAGAAUGGCAAAUCUAACUUGGAAGGAGCCAACUUGGAGAAAGAAGAUUCUAAAGUAGAAGAAACUAACUUUGAGAAAGAUAUCUCUAACGUGGAAGAAACUAACUUUGAGAAUGGUAACCCGAACGUAGAAGAAACUAAGUUGGAGAAGAAAGAAGAUUAUAACGUAGAAGAAACUAACUUUGAGAAUGGCAAAUCUAACUUGGAAGGAGCUAACUUGGAGAAAGAUAACUCUAACGUGGAAGAAACUAACUCAGAGAAGAAAGAAGAUUCUAACAUGGAAGAAACUAACUUUGAGAAUGGAAAAUCUAACUUGGAAGGAGCUAACUUGGAGAAAGAUAUCUCUAAAGUAGAAGAAACUAAGUUGGAGGAGAAAGAAGAUUCUAAAGUAGAAGAAACUAAGUUGGAGAAGAAAGAAGAUUCUAACUUUGAGAAGGCCGACUCCAAUCCGAAGACGGAUGACCACGAGGCGGAAGAAAGCGGCCCGAAAACUCUCGAGUAUAGAAUCAAGCAAAACGGGGGCGAACCCAGGGAUAGUCCAGAAACAGGCGGAAACUACGUGGAAACAGCGGAGAAGGCCCAAGCACCCGCUCUGGAAGAACUUCCGGACAUAAAAGACGAGAAAGAAGUCGGAGAAUUCCUGAAGAAGCUCCACCCGAAGGCCUCCAAGGACAGCAAAUUCUGUUUUGUACGGCCGAAGAGCCCGAGCUCCAGCAGCUCCGUCCUCCAAAAGGGGAGCAGUCUCUUGAUUGCCCUGGUACUGGCAGUCCCCAGACUCUUUGUCCCCAGGGAAUAG
Messenger RNA from Nematocida major, 2667 nucleotides. RefSeq lists its product as uncharacterized. The annotation marks the transcript as partial. The transcript has a single exon. The record is from RefSeq and is a predicted model, not a curated record. Lineage: Eukaryota; Fungi; Microsporidia.